Messenger RNA from Penicillium samsonianum, 1539 nucleotides. RefSeq lists its product as uncharacterized. The transcript is spliced from 4 exons. Bases 159 to 1115 code for a protein of 318 amino acids. NCBI's taxonomy places the organism in Eukaryota, Fungi, Ascomycota, Eurotiomycetes, Eurotiales, Aspergillaceae. The record is from RefSeq and is a predicted model, not a curated record.
GUUGUACAUGUUCACCUGAGGUGUAAAAAGAGAGUCUGAUAACUAGUCUAUGUUAGCCUGAGUCAGCAGAUCCUCACCGGGAUGUCUGACGUUACCUACAGAUUAGAGCUUCUACAAUCAUACAUAUUCUUCAACAUCCACGCAGUUAUCACUUGGAGAUGUCACCGGAUCUGAAUUCUCUUCCUGCAUCGCGCUCGUCUUCAACCUCUUCCUCGAUUCCACAACGUAAUAUGCCCGCUCCUGGAACUGGUCCGGCGCCCGUGAACCCGAACACCGCGUCACCAAGGCCCUCCCGUGGCUCAAGCAUAGGCCGACUAUCGGUAUCCGAGCGACGUCGAUCCGCUGCCGGCAUGAAUCUAAACCUGAACGAGAUGCAGGGCACUAGCCCAGGAUCCAGCAGCGAGUUACCUGCAUCAGACCACCGCGACCAUCGCAGCUCGAUCGGACAUGCAUUCCGCACAGCUAGCCCGUCCAGCCACGGUGGAAGCCCCAUCUUCGCGACAGCAGAUCCGCAUCACCACCGCGCACCAUCGCUGGGAGAGCUACACCAAGAGCUGGAGCAAGAACAAGAAGCACAAGUGAACCGGCUUCUCCAGAUGAUCCGCAGCCAGCAGGCCCAAUUGCACCAAUACCAGCAGCAACAGAACCCGCAAUCAUCCGCUGCAAUCGACGACACAACCCCGGCAUCCGAACGGUCGGCCUUCUUCCCCCCUGGCCCGGCAGCACCUCCAGCCGGCAACAGAUUAUCGAUCUCUUCUUCAUUCUCAAACCGCCGAAACUCACGACCUUCAAGUCAAGCAACGUCACCGAACCUGCGGCCGUUAGACUCACGUGGACCGGAAGGCGUGGAGCCAUUCCCGGGGUUGCGGGAUAGUGCAUCUCGGCGCGGCAGCCGGGACGAGAGUGCAUUUUACCAAGCCGAAGCGAGCUCACUAGCCCGAGAAAACGUGCUCCUUCGGCAACGGAUCCGGGAACUAGAGAGACAAAUUGGCGGUAUGACGGCUUCCCAGAGCGCGUCCUCUGCAACAACGACUUCGGGCAUUCCGUCCGGGCAAGCGGGGACCGAAACCGCGGACCCGCCUGCCGUGGGCUCAACGCGAGACGGCAAAGACUGAAGUGCGCAUUCAGCACGAGUCUUGGCUCGUUGAAAUGACCCCCACAGGGCGAUAUGAUUGAUACAGGUGAUACCCCGGAUGUCAUCCUAGUUGUUCAAUACUCCACCGAUGCAAUACUAUGACAGAGGAUAACCACAGAAAAUCCCUCAGCCCCCAAAGCAACGGAUGUUGCGCGAUUUUGCAAAUCUUGGCGCCUAAAUCUUCGUGAAGGGUCAAGUCUUUCGAGUUCUGGCCACCGAUAUCCCAUCUUUCGAGGACAGACACAGGUGUUUCUAUUUCCUUUUGUGGGAAUGCGCAAUGUGGCUUCAUGCGCUUUUUGUCAUGCUUGCAGUUCUGACCAGUGUAAUUUGUCUUACUGUCGAGGUCGCAAUCUGGGAAACCCCGAAGUUAAUGUAGAAAUCCAUGACAAUUCAUGUUGACUUUA